Molecule: messenger RNA, 855 nt
Organism: Suhomyces tanzawaensis NRRL Y-17324
Lineage: Eukaryota; Fungi; Ascomycota; Pichiomycetes; Serinales; Debaryomycetaceae
Gene: TAF4
Product: Taf4p
Exons: 1
Biological process (GO): transcription initiation at RNA polymerase II promoter
Cellular component (GO): transcription factor TFIID complex
Molecular function (GO): RNA polymerase II general transcription initiation factor activity; DNA binding
Source: RefSeq, a predicted model, not a curated record
GAUUCAUCAAAAUUGAACGAUGCCAUUGCUGCUGCUGGUGUCAAUUUGCAACAAGAAGAAGACCUCAUGGCACAACAGCAAUUAAACCGCAGAUCCGAGUUGUCUGGAGAUCUCAAGUCCAUGUUGCGCGGAGCAAAGCCUCCAGCAUUCUUGAAUGCUUUUCAUGUUGCAUCUUUCAUGAACAAGGUAGCCAAGGAGAACGGCGUGCAGCAAAACUUCUUACAAGAUGGCGAGUUGUUGGAGCUUGUUUCCUCUGCAUGUGAGUACUGGAUGUCGAACAUUUUGACCAAGACCAUCAUAUUGUCACGCCACCGUCGUAGAGGAAUUCCUGCUUUGAAUCCUAGCAAUACAAACACAAACAAUAAGAGCAAGAAAGCUACAUCAUCGAAUUCGGCUUCCAGAUCCGAACUCUCCAAGGGUCUUCGUGACCUUGCAACAAAGCAAAAGGAACUCGAGGAGAAAAGAGUUGCAAAAAGAGUCCUCCUUGGAUUGGAAAAAAAUGCGCUGGACGCUGCUGAAGCUGCUCUGGAGAAUUCCAAGGCUGGUGCUGAAGAAACCCUCCACCGUGCAGCCAAUGCCACGGCAGCAAUGAUGACAAUGAAUCCCGGUCGUAAGAAAUAUUCUUGGAUGACAUCAAACGCAGGAAAUAACGACCAAAAUAAGGGUGCAGCUGACAAGGAUGGUAAGAACAAGCAGAGCUCAAUUAUAUCGGUCAGAGGUGACAAUGGGCUUCGUUUCCGUGAAAUUCGUUCGGGUAACUCUGUGACGAUGAAAGAUUUAUUGGGUGCCAUUGAGGAUGAGCGGAUGGGCACCGAAAAGGCAAUUAUCAAAGGAUUUGCCAAGCUCAAAGACUAA